Molecule: messenger RNA, 1372 nt
Organism: Astyanax mexicanus (Mexican tetra)
Lineage: Eukaryota; Metazoa; Chordata; Actinopteri; Characiformes; Acestrorhamphidae
Product: beta-2-microglobulin
Exons: 4
Coding region: 72-425 (117 amino acids)
Biological process (GO): positive regulation of T cell activation; immunoglobulin production involved in immunoglobulin-mediated immune response; peptide antigen assembly with MHC class II protein complex
Cellular component (GO): MHC class II protein complex
Molecular function (GO): MHC class II protein complex binding
Source: RefSeq, a predicted model, not a curated record
UCGUUAUAUUCAGAGAAACAAUCAGCACUGGGAACACAGCUGUGACCGAGCUUAACUACAUUUCUGAAAUAAUGAAGCUGCUGUUGUCUUUUGUGGUCGCCUGCUUCCUGUACAUCAGUGCAGAGGCAAAGGAAUCUCCUCCUAAGGUCCAGGUGUACAGCUACAGCACUGGUGAGUUUGGCAAACCGAAUCAUCUGAUCUGCCAUGUGAGCGAAUUCCACCCUCCAGACAUCAACAUUGAGCUUCUGAGGAACGGAGUGGUGAUCACCGAAGCCAAGCAGACGGACCUGGCCUUCGAACAGGGCUGGAAGUUCCACCUCACCAAAAGCGUGCCCUUCACACCUCAGAAGAACGAGGAGUAUGCCUGCAGGGUCACACACAUGCAAAAAGCUCCUCAGAAAUACUCCUGGGACCCCGACAUGUAAAACUGAAUGGGGACACCAGAUGGAGAAUGCAGUGUAUUUCUGUGAUUUCAGCAGAACUAGAUCUAUUACCACUAUCACACAGUUUUGGACCUGAAGCUGCUGCGAUCAGCCGGUGUUAGAUGACUUACUGUUUUGUAAGCCUGACACAAUAAUGGCGAGUGCUGUUGAAGGUGAUUUUUGAAGAUGCCUCUUUUUAAAGAGUCUUUCCAUGACUUGCUGCUGUUAAAUUUCUGCUUGAUCAUUUUUGCCAGCCUUUACUUUACAUUUUACUGUCAUUUGUAUGUGCACUGAAGUUGCAGUGCUUUGCAGUGCUAAAAUGUCCUGUAGUUAGCCCAAUGCAACACGUUUGUACUCAUUUGUAUACAGAAACAAAUACUGAUUCUAAUUUGAAUCCUGAUUUAAAUAUGGAAAGUUAUCCAAAGUUGCAUAAACUAGAACACUUAUCUGUGUUGCUGUAACUUAUUGUUUUUUGUGCAACUACUGGUUUUUGCCACAAUAAAAUCCAGUGUAAAUCCAAAAUUCCUUGUUUCAUUGUACAGUAAGUGAAGGUGUAAAAUACAAUUCUUCUUUUUACCAUUAAUACCAGAUAUAUGCAUAUAUGUCAUUUCAUAAAUUGCUUACUUUUAGUUCAACAGAAAACUAUUUACUAGAAUUAAAUGUGUAAUUCUUCUAUUUAAUUCACAAGAUUGAUGGAUUACUAUAAUCUUUAAUGAGCUUUUGUUGGUUUCUCUUUAAAAUAAACAUCUGGAAGAACAUGUAUGGUCCAAUUUGUUUUAUUAUUAAUUUGAAGAAAUUCACUUUUUUGUCUGAUAGAUUUAUAGAUUCAAAUGAAAUUAAGGACUGUAUUGACAUACUUCAUAACAGGAUAUUAUAUACAGUGGAUGUUUGUGUCUGUUGGAAAAAAUGUUUGUUCUUUUAUUUUAAUUAAAUUUUCUUUAGAAACAUAA